GCUAGAUAUCUACCAAGCCUGUGGAGCUCAGGGUUGCUCCUAGGCCUUGCAGCUAUAGCUGGCAGUGAGGCAUACAGUCAGAACACGUUUUGGAUUUCAACACAGUACUAUCUGCCAACAUCAUGACCAGUGCGGACGUUAUACCUCCCAGUUAUGAUGACGUGACGAAAAGUGCGGAUGAAAGUGAAAACGAGAGUGGAAAUGCUAAUGAGGCUGUAGAGGCACCUCCUUCCUAUUACUCUUUGUUUCCAAGUAGCCUGAGUCCGAACAACAUUGGCCGGCAAGUGAGGCGUGGUAUUAGCUCAGGAGGCGAUGGUGAAGACUCAUCUGGAUCUGGAAAUAGAGCUACUAGUGUUGCAAAGAUCUCUGGAUGUCUAGGCUUCGUAGUUACUUUCAUAUUUGGUUUUCCCAUUGCAAUGAUUACUAUUGGCUCUCUUAAUGUUGGUGAGUGUAGAAUCGAAUCUCAACUGCCCAUCUGGCUGAUUGUGAUGGGUGUAUUUCAGUUGUUGGAAGGAUCAUGCCGUCUGUGUUAUCAUACGUCUCGACAAGAGUCAGAUGACAAUGAAUUGUCAAAGGACCCCGUCGUUCUUUUCUUAGUAGUUUGGUUCAUUGUGGGAAAUGUGUUUGUCUUCAAAAACUGGACUGACUACACUCCAAUCAAAUUGAAUGGUACGAUGAUUAAUGAAAACUAUUGUGAUCAAUUAACUAUGAGGUUUGCAUUUUGGACAAUCGUUUCGUACUAUAUCAUCUGUGGUGUCGUGUGUGUCUGCGUUUGUGGAGCUGUUUGGUCUAAAAGCAACUCAGACUCGGACUGAACUAAUAAUUAUUAUUACCAGUUUAGCUGUGCAGCAUUCUUUCUAAGCUUUGCAGUUUAUUAAGUAGUUGGUGUGUCAUAUCAGUGCAUUUAGUGUAAGGAUUAGUUUUGUAGAUAAUUGCUAUUGAGUGGUAGAUAUCAUCAAUUUUGUAUGUAAAUUUACCUACAGUAUUGGACCUAAAUAUCUUUCAGCUAAUGAAAUACAGAAAUUUGAUCAUAA
Molecule: messenger RNA, 1034 nt
Organism: Corticium candelabrum
Lineage: Eukaryota; Metazoa; Porifera; Homoscleromorpha; Homosclerophorida; Plakinidae
Product: transmembrane protein 272-like
Exons: 6
Coding region: 123-815 (230 amino acids)
Source: RefSeq, a predicted model, not a curated record